This is a messenger RNA of Trypanosoma brucei brucei TREU927, 1110 nucleotides long. Its product is annotated as mannose-1-phosphate guanyltransferase, putative. Lineage: Eukaryota; Euglenozoa; Kinetoplastea; Trypanosomatida; Trypanosomatidae. Gene Ontology annotation, cellular component: cytoplasm. The transcript has a single exon. The coding region runs from base 1 to 1110 and encodes 369 amino acids. The record is from RefSeq and is a predicted model, not a curated record. Gene Ontology annotation, biological process: cell wall mannoprotein biosynthetic process; GDP-mannose biosynthetic process. Gene Ontology annotation, molecular function: mannose-1-phosphate guanylyltransferase (GTP) activity; GTP binding.
AUGAGGGCCGUCAUUCUUGUUGGAGGAUAUGGCACCAGGCUGCGGCCGCUAACCCUUACCACACCGAAGCCCUUGGUACCAUUCUGUAACAAAUCCAUAACCCUCCGGCAACUGGAAGCACUCCGUGACGUUGGCGUUACACAGGUGGUGUUAGCGGUGGCUUAUCGGUCAGAGGUGAUGGCGGAAGUUACCCAGAAAUGGGCACGAGAGCUCGGCAUUUCCGUCGUAUGUUCCCUGGAGGUGGAGCCACUUGGCACCGCUGGGCCGCUGGCUCUUGCUCGGGAGUACCUUUUGCAGGACGACAAACCGUUCUUCGUCUUCAACGCCGAUGUUAUCUGCACUUUUCCGCUUCAGAAGCUUCUCGAUUUCCAUCUGAGUCACGGGAGGGAAGGAACCAUUGCGGUGACGAAGGUGAAGGAUUGGAGAAAAUAUGGGGUCGUGGUGCACGACGAGGUCACGGGUGCAAUCAAGCAAUUUGUGGAGAAGCCCCCCGAGUUCGUUGGAGACAGGAUAAACGCCGGCAUAUACAUAUUUAACAAAAGCAUCCUUAACCGCAUCAAGCUAGAGAAGACGUCCAUCGAGCGACAAGUGUUUCCAAUGAUGGCAAGCGAUUCACAACUAAGUGCUUUUCACCUUGAGGGGUUUUGGAUGGAUAUCGGUGUGCCAAAGGACUACAUAGAAGGUAUGGGUAAGUAUCUUGAUUCACUUGCUGGUACGUCGACCGAAGUGGGGUUCAGCUGUGAUGAGCGCAGGGUAUCCGAUCGGAGCUACGUGCUCAAGGGCUGUGUGAUGAUUCACCCCACGGCGAAAAUUGGUGAGGGAUCCGUUAUCGGUCCGCACGUUUCGAUCGGACCAGGUUGCGUCAUUGGGCCCUGCUGCCGCAUCCAGCGUACCGCCAUACUGGAUAACAGCACUGUUGGUCGCGGGACUCUAAUAGAGUCCAGCAUCGUGGGAUGGAAUGGAAGGAUUGGUUCGUGGUGCAGGAUAGUCAACGAUACGGUACUUGGUGAGGAUGUCCGUGUGGAUGAUGGAAAGUACCUGAAUGGUGUUAAAGUGCUUCCAAACAAGGAAAUUACCCAAAAUCACCCCGAACCAGAAGUGGUCAUGUAA